UAGAUUUACAUACAUUUUUAUGAUUUGGGGGGGGGGGACUGGGCAUGAUGGAAAGAUUAAUACUUUUUAUCUCAGCAUCAUCAAAUUAGGUGAAAUCAGGCCUUUUUUAUCAAGGCCUGUUAUCUUUAAUUGGCAACUCGUGUUAUCCGUAUUUGUUCAGCAUGCUGUCUCGCGUCAACCUUUUGCUUUUUCUUGCUCUCCAGCUCUCUUCCCCACCUCUCUUAGUCAUCCCAGGAUGUGUCAGAAUUUCUAUAGUUUUUCAAGGUCAUGCCCAGUGGAGCGGAGAAUGGCAAUCACCGGAGAGAAAGAGCAAGUGGUGCCAAGCCACAGCUUUUUCCUCUGCACACCCCCAAACUAACCUGCCCCCACGCCAGAAACACACCUCAGGUAGGGGGUAAACCACUCCUCACACCCGUCCCCGUGAACGCAAGGGGGUAUAAAUGGAGGUGCGAAAGAGGAGAGAGAACAAUUCAGAGGGCGAUCAAACAACUCAAAUGGAUCCCAAGGCAUCCCAUGGUGUGAUGAUGAUGAUCUUCAUGGCCUCUUUGGUGUGGAUGAAAUGUUCAGCAGCACCAAUGGAGUGCCACUUCAACUCUCAAGCUCUGUGUGAGUAUGAUGGGAAGCAGUACUCUAUGGGAGAGAGCUGGAUGGAGCAGGGCUGUGUGCAGUGCACCUGCCUGCACCCUGUGGGAGUGGGAUGCUGUGAAACUGUGCAUCGGCCUGUGGACUUUCCUCCCUGGUGUGAAGUUCGGGUUGAAUCUCUGACUUGCCAGGUCACACUGGUGAUGACCUCUGAUCCCCGCCAGCGCUGCAUUCCCGGAGAAGAGAACAAUAUUGAUCCAAGACAUGGAGCACUCAACAUGAAACUAGGUUAGCAUGGAGGAAGUCUUCAAUCCACAAUUCACCUGCCUGUCAGCUAACAUCUGUCUCACUAUUGCGUGAGAUGCAAUAUUACUUCUAUAGCACUUGUAUUCUCAAAGCAUAACCAUUACCAUUUAAGUUCUCAGUCUAAAGGAAAAUAGGAUGUGGUUUGACGUAUAGCAUGUAGAAGAGGAAAGCAGUUUUUUGAGUUAUGCAUUUGAACAAUGUACUGGAAAGACAGAUGAGAAGUUUUAUAUUUGUAUGGAAUGUUAUGCAUUUUGUAUAUUAAUUUGUGCUUAUUCUACCAUGCUAUUAUCACAUCACUAUAACCCAAAAUAUUAGCACUGUAUGGCCUGUUAUCUCUUUUACAGUUCAUUACUUAAAUAGCCAAGAUAUUUUUAAUUAAGUUCAGAGAGCAAAAUUAAGUGUAUUCCGUUAACUAGUUGUAACAACAACAAAAACUCUUUAUGA
This is a messenger RNA of Carassius gibelio (silver crucian carp), 1332 nucleotides long. It is a transcript of the gene msmp1, whose product is annotated as microseminoprotein, prostate associated 1. The record is from RefSeq and is a predicted model, not a curated record. Bases 441 to 875 code for a protein of 144 amino acids. Lineage: Eukaryota; Metazoa; Chordata; Actinopteri; Cypriniformes; Cyprinidae. The transcript has 3 exons.